AUGCGCCCCCACGUUCACUUCAAUUCAGAAUCGUUUGAGGUUUGCGAACGUGUAUCUGGCCUAUACAAUGACUUGUGGUGGCUAGCCGAUGUGUCAAGUCAGUGCUUUUAUCCUCCCAGACAAGUCUGGUACCAAUUCAUCGACCCCGGAGGGAUGAAGGGCUUGGUGAGCACUAGGGCGGAUUCGAACCUCCGAUCGAUCAUGCAGGAAGCGGAACCUCUAACCGCUACGCUACACCCGCCCUUUUGCGAUAUAAAAAAAUCAAAAGCUGACUGGGACGUCGCAUUCGAUUUCGACCACCGCCUAGCACUUGAUCACUUUCAUGGUACGACUCCAGGAAAGGAGUCGUGGAGUUCACCACUCAACAAGCUCGACGUGGCAGUUCUGAAAGAAGAUGAAUCCAGAAAGAAGUGUUCCAAGAAAGAGAUCAAAACUAAGAUCGCGGAUCAAGGAGAAAGUAGAUGGGGUUGGCUCCUUCACUAA
Messenger RNA from Necator americanus (New World hookworm), 483 nucleotides. RefSeq lists its product as uncharacterized. NCBI's taxonomy places the organism in Eukaryota, Metazoa, Nematoda, Chromadorea, Rhabditida, Ancylostomatidae. The coding region runs from base 1 to 483 and encodes 160 amino acids. The transcript has a single exon. The record is from RefSeq and is a predicted model, not a curated record.